AUGCCACCUCCCCGGGGCCUGGCACUAGUAGCAGUCGCGUGCACAGAUGGCACGUCUGUCUUGCGGGAAGCGACCCAGAGGUGCAGCUGUGAAGAGCUUCCUGGUCUUGUGCUUCCAGGGGCUCGUCCUGCUGAGCGCCUGCUCUCCCGAGGGCGUCUUUCUCCCGUCCGGACAGGGGGCCUUGGUCUGACGGGAGAGAAGAGGGGCAAGGCGGGGACUGCAGCAGGUAGCGUAAGCGUGCUGCCGCCAAUAGAGGGGACCCGUGCAGAGAAACGCAAGGAAGCCAGAGCGACGGACCGUCCUCAAGUCUGGCUGCCUCCUCUGGACAGUCGGCUGGGAGCAGCAGAGGCCAAGAGUCAGUCCGAAAUACUCCAAGUGAAGUGGCCUGACUUGAGGGUGCGCUUGCCCUGGCCCAAAAGUAGCACGCAGGAGAGGGCCGAAGUACAGGCAGGACAGGAGGAAGUCAUCUCCUGGGCCAAAAGGGAUGGGGAGGAGAUUUCUUACUGCCAUCCCCGGGCAGAGAAGGGGAAGAUACCGGCCCCUCCGCUGGAGACGCCACAGCCAGACAUCAGGUCACCACGAGCAAGGCAGGUCUUGGCAAAACUGGAGCGGUACAGAUCCCGCCAGCAGGUGUGGAAGAGGAAGACAGAGCUCAACCGGCUGCAGGCAACAGUCCCGAAGGAGGUCCACUGCAUGGUGAAGAAGAUGGAGCUGCACGGCCUCAGAGAAAAGCACGAGGCCGGUGCGACAGCAUACGGGACGUGUGCGCAGUACGGCCACGUCGCACCACGCAGACCUGCAGCCCGGCGUUGAGGAGCAGAGCCUGAGGGGCCCAGCAAGCCCCAAGCUUGUCCAUCGUGUCAGACUCGAGCGAAUGCGUGUUGGUGCUGGAGCUCCCGCUCUUGCUGCCAGCGCUGCCUGCUCUGCAGCAGCAGAGCCCUCAGCAGAGUGGGACCUUUCCAAACAUUGCAUUCCUCCUGGAGAUGCCAAAUAAAGACGCCAGGGUCACCAAGCCCUGCCUGGAAGGACA
Messenger RNA from Phalacrocorax carbo (great cormorant), 1030 nucleotides. NCBI's taxonomy places the organism in Eukaryota, Metazoa, Chordata, Aves, Suliformes, Phalacrocoracidae. The record is from RefSeq and is a predicted model, not a curated record.